GGGCACUGGGUCCCCAGGCGGAGCGGCGGGCACCGGGUCAUCAGGCACGACAGCGGGCAUCGGGUCACCAGGUCAUUUGGCUCGCCAGUGGGCACCGCGUCAUCUGGCAAGGCAGUGGGCACCGAGUCACCAGGCACGACAGUGGGUUCUGAGUCAACUGGCAUGACCGCGGGCACUGGGUCAGACAUUGGAUCGUCUGGCUCGACAGCGGGCAUCAGGCCACCAGGCAUCAGGUCAUUUGGCUCGACAGCGGGCACCGCGUCAUCUGGCAAGGCAGUGGGCACCGAGUCACCAGGCACGACAGUGGGCUCUGAGUCAAUUGGCACGAUAGCGGGCACCGGAUCAUCAGGUACCGGAUCAUCUGGCUCGACAGCAGGCACCGGGUCAUCUGGCGCUGGAUCGUCUGGCUCGACAGCGGGCAUCGGGUCACCAGGCAUGACAGCGGGCACUGGGUCAUCAGGCAUUGGAUCGUCUGGCUCGACAACGGGCAUCGGGUCACCAGGUAUGACAGUGGGCACUGGGUCAUCAGGUGUGAUAGGAUCAUCAGGCUGGAUCAGUUCAUCAGGCUGGGUACAGACAUCAGGCAGGGUAGAGACAUCAGGCUGAAGUGCGGACGGCAGGCUCACCGGUUUGGAUACUGGCAGGAUGGUACUGGUUGGAAAGAAUUUUCGCUUUUUUCUGGUUUUAACUACUGGAGCACUGCAAGUAAACUCAGGUGUGCAAACGAAUGGAGCAGCUGAGGACAGAGGAGAGCUGGAGGAUGGAACAGAGGAGGGAGCAGUUGCUACAGAGGACUUCUUUACAGGGUUAAAGAAAGGAUAGGUGCAGCGAGUGGGACAGAGGACUGAUAUGUGGUAGUUAG
Messenger RNA from Staurois parvus, 862 nucleotides. Lineage: Eukaryota; Metazoa; Chordata; Amphibia; Anura; Ranidae. The record is from the annotation of a GenBank genome assembly.